AUGUCCAUCCGCGUUUCGGACAUGUUUGAUCUACUAUGGAAACCCCCAAGAGGACCCCCCGGAGUCAAGCGCCGCCCGCUUGACAAGAUGCUUCUGGAAAACUUCAAGCACUUCAGGAAUUGGGGCUUCAAAAUUUACCGGACUUACUACAGUGCCGAGUCAGACGAAGACUGGAACAAUCUUGUUAAUGUUUUGAGACAUCAAACCUCCCUCGCCCUUGGAUUACUCGAGUCGGAAGAGCUGCGCGUGGAAGAUGAUGAAUGGAUGAAGCGGUGCGAUGGAGGCAAGUCCAAAUGGGCGGACAGGGUAAACCUCAUCAGAAAGCUGUUCCGUCUCUUUCCUCGGGAAGAUGCAUCGUUGCUUGAUGGUAUGGACAUUGUCGGAGUACGAGAAGUGUGCGCUAAGGAGCACGCUGAAGCGACGGAGAAGAUGGCUGGCGCUUUCUUCAAAUUUGCACUUGUUGCAGAUAAGGCAGUUCUUAGGGAUGUCGCCAACGGCCGUUUCGUUGUCAAGGCAAUUGAUUACGAUUGGAACCCGCUCACCUCCAGAGGAAACCCAGGUAAGAUCCAGCUGUUUACAGGUGAUCUACUGGCGCUUUGGGGAUUACUUUUUGCCGCGCACUUGAUGGAUACCAACAAAUACAUGGAACUGGUAGACAGAGACACCGAGAAUGAUGUCUGGUUCGCCAAUGGAUUUAUGCCUCCAUUUGGUGACUGUUCUCAAGUUCAGAUUGCAAAAGACGACCCAUUGAAUACAAGGUUUAGAGUUGAUCCGUAG
Molecule: messenger RNA, 777 nt
Organism: Fusarium graminearum PH-1
Lineage: Eukaryota; Fungi; Ascomycota; Sordariomycetes; Hypocreales; Nectriaceae
Exons: 1
Coding region: 1-777 (258 amino acids)
Source: RefSeq, a predicted model, not a curated record